AUGGAGGCGCUACCAGCGCUUCCGUUGCCGCUGCUGCAAAGUAUCUUGGCGUUCGCCGUGCCGGGCUACGUCGACGACCUCCCUGUCGAUCGACGUAAUGGCAUCACGUUCGUCCUCAAGGAACUCAAGCACGUGUCGAUGGCGUGGGGAUCAGACCCUGUGAUGCUGAAGUUGUACAACGCGUUGAAGAAGUGGAACGAGCAAGGAAACCGUGGAGGGUUGAGGCAUCUGACCGUUCCGACGAGGAACAUCAAGGACAAAGUCCGGGCUAGCAAGGAGUUUUUCGAGAAUGUGACGAAAUCCUGCCCUCUGAUAGAACAUAUCGACGGGUACAAGUUCAACGCCGGGUGUCAGAACUUGCGCAAGUUUAACUGGAUCGUUGCUCCUUUCGGGGAUCCGUACUUUCGAGUCUUUGGUGAGCAUGUCAAGCCGCAGGUGAAGACGCUCACGCUUGGGGUGAACAUGUAUUGGAAGUGGCCGUGGUACUUCCAUGACAAAAGCAGCGCUGCUGGGCCGCUCCCUAAUAUUGACUGGGGAGAGGAGGACUACUGUGAGCGCCCUGGCUACGGGUUUCUUGCAACUGACCCUGGAGCUACAUUGAAAGGCUGCCCCAAGCUGGAUGAACUGAUUAUCCAGCUGUACCAUGCAGUGGAUCUUGACAUGUACAUUCCCCCGGACAUGGGCGACAUCCAGGAUUUUCCCGAGCAGGAAAUGGUGAACCAAAACGUUUUUGAUGACCACUUUUGUGUGACUUUGGCCUCGCAGUGUCCGUUCGUAACUCACUUUGUGAUUAAGGAAAUAGGCAACUAUUUCAAUAGGAAAGAGUUGAAGCCAAUUGUGACAUUCACGGAUCGAGGGCUGAUGGCGCUGACCAAGCUAAAAUUUCGUCGCUCUUUGGAGCUUCGCAGCAUCAACUGUACGGGACGCGUCUUGCUCAAGUUUCUGAAUUCUCAGUCGAACAAGUUUACUGGAGCCCGGACGUUUGAGAUCACUGUCGGUGGGAGUCCAGUCGAUUCGAGACUCGCAUUCUACGACAUUCUAAAGGAGCUGCUUGUCCAUCUUGCUGAGACCUCGGACCCGCCGUGCGCCCGCCAGAAGUUUGCGCUACGACUUCUACGACGGCGAAGGUGCAAGUGA
Messenger RNA from Phytophthora sojae, 1137 nucleotides. RefSeq lists its product as hypothetical. Lineage: Eukaryota; Oomycota; Peronosporomycetes; Peronosporales; Peronosporaceae. The transcript is spliced from 3 exons. The record is from RefSeq and is a predicted model, not a curated record. The coding region runs from base 1 to 1137 and encodes 378 amino acids.